CCUCCUCCCCUGCAUCAUCAUAGCCCCGCUCUCACCAUCACACGCUCGCGUAAUACUCCCGUGAAUAAGCUGACUUGUUGGAAAUGCUAGAGGAUCUUAACAUUUGCCCGACUGCACGCCGCAUGUAACAUCAGCGAGGAUCAAACAAAAGUGAAGGCGUAACAAGAAUUAAGAAGAAAAAAAAAAGCCUAAUCUGAUCAGACGCGCCGCAGGAUCGCUGAUUGGAACCAGUCCACUUCACUCAAGGAAAUCUUGAGGUGUUGCUCCUUGCUGACAGGUCGCGCUGUGGCAGGACUCUCCUUGGCUGAAGGGCACAAGCUGCCAUGCCGUUUGGUUGUCUCACACUCGGGGAGAAGAAGGAUUACAACAGUCCCACGGAGGUGACUGACAAAUAUGACCUCGGACAAGUUGUUAAGUCGGAGGAGUUUUGUGAGAUAUUUCGCGCAAAGGACAGAAACACCUUGAAAAUGUACACGUGUAAAAAGUUUAACAAAAAGGAUGGAAGGAAAGUGAGGAAAGCCGCAAAGAACGAGAUAAUGAUCUUAAAGAUGAUAAAACAUCACAACAUCCUCCAGCUGGUUGACGCAUUUGAAACCAAGAAAGAGUACUUUAUUUUUCUGGAGCUCGCCACAGGAAGGGAGGUCUUUGAUUGGAUCUUGGAUCAAGGUUACUACUCAGAGAGGGACACCAGCAACGUUAUGAGGCAGGUGCUGGAGGCUGUAGCUUACCUGCACUCUCUGAAAAUUGUCCACAGAAACCUCAAGCUGGAGAACUUGGUGUACUUUAAUCGUCUGAAGCACUCCAAAAUUGUUAUCAGCGACUUUCAGCUGGCAAAACUGGAAAAUGGACUCAUUAAGGACCCGUGUGGCACUCCAGAAUACCUUGCUCCUGAAAUGGUUGGAAGGCAGAGAUAUGGACGGCCUGUGGACUGCUGGGCCAUCGGUGUCAUCAUGUACAUACUUUUAUCAGGGAACCCUCCUUUCUAUGACGACUCUGAUGAAGAAGACCCAGACAGCCGUGACAAAAACCUUUUUCUAAAGAUUUUGUCUGGGGACUACGAAUUUGAUUCUCCAUACUGGGAUGAUAUUUCUGAUUCUGCCAAAACCUUGGUGGCCUCUUUGAUGGAUGUUGACCAAGAUCAGCGAUUGACUGCUCAGGAAGCUAUAGCCCACGAAUGGAUUUCUGGAAAUGCGGCCUCAGACAAGAACAUAAAAGAUGGAGUUUGUGCCCAAAUCGAAAAGAACUUUGCCAAAGCAAAAUGGAAGAAAGCUGUGAGGGUGACUACCCUCAUGAAACGACUUCGAGGGCCUGAUCAGGCGGAUUCGGGGGCUGCAGGUGCUGGCGCUGGGGCAGCGGCUGACACCAACACACCCGGAGGUGAUCCUGCUCCACCAACCGGUGGCGGCAUCAGCAUGGCUGCCACCAUUAAAGCCGCCCUCAAAGAGAAGGCCGACACACAGACUGCAACCACCCCUGCACAACCCCUGCAGCCCGCGGCCCAGCAGGAGGAGGAGCAGCGGCAGCAGCAGUCACGGUGCAACGGGGACGCUCCGCAAAUGGUGCCACAAAGAAAAGGAGACUAAGCCAACCGACAUAGGAACGGGACCCGUGAUAAGAUAUGGGUCAUUAAGCACAUGUAAAACUAAAACACCCUGGCAUCAUGAGUAUGUGUCUGUGCUGUCUGACAAUCACAGUUUGCUAACUUUUCAUCUUUUGCCUUUUGUACUGGUUGAUUAUUAGUGUUCUCCGCCUUCCUUCAUUUCUUCCUUUCGUUAUUUUGUGUAUAGGUCUCUUAAAAAGAUUGUUGCAACGGAGCUCUUUUAUUGUUUCCUUCCUUGAGAACUGUAUAAAAUAUUCAGGUAAUUCAUUGUGUAAUUUAGUGAACUAAAUCAUUGUAGCCUCAUUGUAUAUACAUGUAUUUGUCACAAUAAAUUGCUACUUUUUAGCUUUAGCAUUUACAAGUCGAGUUUAUGUCUUGCAACUUAAAAUUAUAAGUUGAAAUAUUUGGUCUUUGAUGACAUUACAAUCACUUUCAAAGUAAAUAAAUAAAAAUGUAUACUUUUUGAGCAUAUUUACGAGAAAUGUGUUCUUAAGACAAAAUUUGAUGAAGUGACCACCUUUUAAAGUGCACAAUCUGAACUGUAAGAUAGGCGAAUAUAUGUAA
Molecule: messenger RNA, 2164 nt
Organism: Fundulus heteroclitus (mummichog)
Lineage: Eukaryota; Metazoa; Chordata; Actinopteri; Cyprinodontiformes; Fundulidae
Gene: camkva
Product: CaM kinase-like vesicle-associated a
Exons: 11
Coding region: 324-1583 (419 amino acids)
Biological process (GO): peptidyl-serine phosphorylation
Cellular component (GO): intracellular anatomical structure
Molecular function (GO): calmodulin binding; ATP binding; calcium/calmodulin-dependent protein kinase activity
Source: RefSeq, a predicted model, not a curated record